AUGGAUUCUGGAAUCUACACCAUCUACCUUCGUCAGGCUGGCGGCAAGAGCAACUACAAUGCCCGAAUUCCUGUGUUCUGCCGUGUGGAGGACGGCCGGGCCUGGACCGUCAUCCAGAGGCGCCAGGGCGGGUCUGUGAACUUCUACAACCGGAUCUGGGAGGACUACAGCCGGGGCUUCGGCAACCUUUGGAGGGAGGUCUGGCUCGGAAACGACAAAAUCCAUCUACUGACAAACCAGGGCGACUCACAGAAGAUCAUCUUCCCCGGUCCAAGAGGCAUUGUUGACUAUGCCAGGAUGGAGACAAUAUUGUCUGAGGACUUAACAAGCUUUACCCUCUGUGUGCACAUGCGCUCCAACAUGGAUUCCAGCAACGAUAUAAACUUGGUCAGCUACGCAGUACCAGAACACGACAACGAGCUUCUCUUAAAUGUUGAAGGUGGAUUUUUAUUAUUCUUACAAAGCGAAAUCCACAUGGCAGACCCACCCGUUUGGGACGGCGAGUGGCACACCAUAUGUACUACCUGGAGCAACAGUGAUGGGGCCUGGCAGCUGUACGCUGACGGCGUGCUGACGGCUUCAGGGUCCGGGUUUAGAAUGGGAGGGAGGGUGCGUACAGGCGGCACGUGGAUUCUCGGUCAGGAUCAAGACGUAGUCGGGGGAGAAUUCGAAGCACACCAGUCAUUCAUCGGAGAGCUGUCGGGAGUAAACCUCUGGGACCGCGUGUUGUCUCCAGCCGAAACAGGAGUGGACUGUAGUUACCAUGGCAAUGUGAUUGACUGGGAUACAACUAACAUUACAGUCUUCGGACAGGCCAGCAGGGCUGAGUAUCAAUGUGGUAAGUAG
This is a messenger RNA of Branchiostoma belcheri (Belcher's lancelet), 846 nucleotides long. Its product is annotated as neuronal pentraxin-2-like. NCBI's taxonomy places the organism in Eukaryota, Metazoa, Chordata, Leptocardii, Amphioxiformes, Branchiostomatidae. The transcript has 3 exons. The record is from RefSeq and is a predicted model, not a curated record. Bases 1 to 846 code for a protein of 281 amino acids.